AGGCUCGGAGACAAGAGGGCAGAGCGAAAGCGAAGCGAUGGAUUCAGAUUUCGGCAUUCCCAGAGAACUCUCGGAUCUUCAAAAACACCGACGUCUUUACGAACCUGAACUCCCUCCUUGCCUUCAGGGGACUACUGUCAGGGUAGAAUUUGGUGAUGCAACAACUGCUCCAGACCUCUCUGGUGCCCGCACAAUAAGCCGAUCCUUUCCUCACACAUAUGGUCAGCCAUUGGCUCACUUUCUCAGGGCUACUGCAAAGGUCCCUGAUGCUCAGGUUAUAACUGAGCAUCCACCCAUUAGGGUGGGAGUGGUCUUCUGUGGGAGACAAUCUCCGGGAGGACACAAUGUCAUAUGGGGUCUUCACAAUGCUCUCAAAAUUCACAACCCUAAGAAUGUUUUACUUGGGUUUUUGGGUGGCUCUGAAGGUUUAUUUGCUCAGAAAACUCUUGAGAUCACUGAUGACAUUCUUUCAACCUACAAGAAUCAAGGUGGUUAUGAUUUGCUUGGACGGACAAAGGAUCAAAUAAGAACAACUGAACAAGUUAAUGCUGCAUUAUCCACAUGCAAAAAUUUGAAGUUGGAGGGCCUUGUCAUUCUUGGAGGGGUGACAUCAAACACGGAUGCUGCUCAGCUUGCAGAAACCUUUGCAGAAGCAAAAUGCCAAACAAAGGUGGUUGGGGUUCCUGUUACUUUGAAUGGGGAUCUGAAGAACCAAUUUGUUGAAAGCAAUGUUGGUUUUGAUACAAUAUGUAAGGUCAAUUCCCAACUCAUCAGCAAUGUCUGCACUGAUGCUCUUUCUGCAGAGAAGUAUUAUUAUUUUAUCCGACUCAUGGGCCGGAAAGCAUCACAUGUUGCUUUGGAGUGCACUCUUCAGUCACAUCCAAAUAUGGUCAUUCUUGGUGAGGAGGUGGCUGCAUCAAAGCUUACUCUUUUUGACUUGACAAAACAAAUUUGUGAUGCAGUUCAAGCCAGGGCUGAACAAGACAAGUAUCAUGGUGUCAUCCUACUUCCUGAAGGACUUAUUGAGAGCAUUCCUGAAGUUUAUGCUCUCUUGCAGGAAAUUCAUGGUUUGCUCAGGCAAGGUGUUUCUGCUGAUAACAUUUCUUCUAAACUUUCACCUUGGGCAUCUGCCUUGUUUGAAUUCUUGCCACCCUUUAUCAAGAAGCAGCUGCUCCUUUACCCUGAAUCAGAUGACUCAGCACAGUUAUCUCAGAUUGAAACAGAGAAACUUCUCGCACAUCUUGUGGAGGCAGAAAUGAACAAACGAUUGAAGGAAGGUACAUACAAGGGGAAGAAAUUCAAUGCCAUCUGCCACUUCUUUGGUUAUCAGGCUCGGGGAUCCUUACCAUCAAAAUUUGACUGUGAUUAUGCCUACGUUCUUGGGCACAUUUGCUACCAUGUUCUAGCAGCUGGCUUAAAUGGUUACAUGGCAACUGUAACUAACCUAAAGAAUCCUGUGAACAAAUGGCGUUGUGGUGCCGCUCCAAUCACAGCGAUGAUGACUGUAAAGCGUUAUUCCCGUGGUCCUGGGACCUCUUCAAUUGGAAAACCUGCUCUUCAUCCUUAUGCUUUGGAUCUGAAGGGCAAAGCAUAUGAGCUUCUGAGUCGAAAUGCAACAAAAUUUUUGCUGGACGACCUUUACAGAAACCCAGGACCCCUCCAGUUUGAUGGUCCAGGUGCUGAUGCCAAGGCUGUGACUUUGUGCGUUGAGGACCAGGAUUACAUGGGUCGUAUCAAGAAACUCCAGGAAUAUCUUGACAAGGUGCGAACCAUUGUGAAACCAGGAUGCUCACAGGAUGUUCUCAAAGCAGCUUUGAGUGCCAUGGCUUCUGUGACAGAGAUUCUCUCUGUAAUGACAUCACCUUCUAGUGGCCAGACACCGCUUUGAAAGUCAAACCAAUUACACCCUUCCCUUGGAACUUUCUGGUGCUGCUGCUAAUGGUACUGGAAUUCCAAUAUCCACUGUGCCUUUUUUGUCUGGUUUCUGGUGAUUUAUAUCCUGAACUUCUUGUUAGGUACAGAACGCUUAGAUGAUGGCAAUAAACUGAGUUUUGCUCUGGUGUAAACUUCACAAAAUAAUUAUGAGAGAAUUGUACUGCGGUUUUUUUUUUAAAGAUGAAAUUUUGUCAGCACUA
Vitis riparia (riverbank grape) is the source of this 2135-nucleotide messenger RNA. RefSeq names its product pyrophosphate--fructose 6-phosphate 1-phosphotransferase subunit alpha. Gene Ontology annotation, molecular function: ATP binding; 6-phosphofructokinase activity; diphosphate-fructose-6-phosphate 1-phosphotransferase activity. Bases 38 to 1888 code for a protein of 616 amino acids. The record is from RefSeq and is a predicted model, not a curated record. The transcript is spliced from 19 exons. Gene Ontology annotation, cellular component: cytosol. Gene Ontology annotation, biological process: glycolytic process; photosynthesis; response to glucose. NCBI's taxonomy places the organism in Eukaryota, Viridiplantae, Streptophyta, Magnoliopsida, Vitales, Vitaceae.